This is a messenger RNA of Melospiza melodia melodia, 3912 nucleotides long. Its product is annotated as hexokinase HKDC1-like. NCBI's taxonomy places the organism in Eukaryota, Metazoa, Chordata, Aves, Passeriformes, Passerellidae. Gene Ontology annotation, biological process: glucose 6-phosphate metabolic process; intracellular glucose homeostasis; glucose metabolic process. Bases 201 to 2954 code for a protein of 917 amino acids. The transcript is spliced from 18 exons. Gene Ontology annotation, molecular function: fructokinase activity; ATP binding; D-glucose binding. Gene Ontology annotation, cellular component: cytosol; mitochondrion. The record is from RefSeq and is a predicted model, not a curated record.
GGCACAAGUUUAAUCACUGACCCAUCACACUGCAUGGAUUUAUUUCUGGACUCAAUUUCCCAGGAACUCUGCUAUUGCACACGGGGGAAAAUGCCUCUGCUGAAGUUUCUCUAGCUCCAGCUUGGUGAAUAAAGAUCUGUCGCUUUGGAGUUCCUCACAGCAGCUCUGUCACUACUGACUCAUCCAUCUGCUUCAGGAAAAUGUUUGCUGUCCACUUGCUAGCUUUCCAUUUCACAAAGCUAAAAGAGGAUCAAAUAAAGAAGGUGGACAGGUUCCUGCACCAGCUGCGCCUCCCUGACGAUGUCCUGCAGGACGUGGCAGCUCGUUUCCAGGCUGAGAUGCUGAAGGGGCUGGCCAGGGACACCAACCCCACGGCAGCAGUGAAGAUGCUGCCCUCGUUCGUGCGCUCGCUGCCCGACGGCUCAGAGAAGGGGGAGUUCCUUGCUGUGGACCUGGGGGGCUCCCAGCUCCGUGCCCACCAGGUGAGGGUGUCUGGUGAUGGCAAGCAGAGCAGCCAGCUGGAGAGCAAGUUCUACCCCACACCCAAGGAGGUGACCCAGGGCAACGGAGCUGAGCUCUUUGAUUACAUUGCUGACUGCCUGUCAGACUUCAUGGAGACCAGAAACCUGAAGCAGAAGAAGUUACCUCUUGGCUUUACGUUUUCUUUUCCAUGCAAACAGACCAAGCUGGAUGAGGGGGUUCUCCUUGAGUGGACAAAGCACUUCAGGGUCCGAGGAGUGCAGGGCACAGACGUGGUCAGCUCCCUGCACAGGGCCCUCCAGAAGCACCAGGACAUAGAUGUUGAUGUUUUGGCCCUGGUCAAUGACACGGUGGGAACCAUGAUGACCUGUGGAUAUGAUGACCCACGCUGUGAAGUUGGACUCAUAAUUGGGACCGGCACCAACGCCUGCUACAUGGAGGAGAUGAGGCACAUCAGCCUGGUGGAGGGGGACGAGGGCAGGAUGUGCAUCAACACCGAGUGGGGGGCCUUUGGGGACGACGGUGCUUUGGAGGAUCUCCGCACAGAGUUCGAUCGGGAGCUGGAUCUGGGAUCUCUCAACCCUGGAAAACAACUGUUUGAGAAGAUGAUCAGCAGCCUGUAUUUGGGGGAACUUGUGCGACUCAUUCUCCUAAAAAUGACCAAGGAAGGUCUGCUCUUCAAUGGGAAAGUGUCAACAGCUCUGCUUACUAAGGGCAAGAUUGAAAUGAAGCACGUGUCUGCAAUGGAAAACUACAAGGAAGGCCUGAGCAACACAAGAGAGAUCCUGACGGAGCUGAAGCUGUUUCCCUCAGAGGAGGACUGCGUUGCUGUGCAGCACGUCUGCACCAUCGUCUCCUUCCGCUCGGCCAACCUGUGCGCCGCCGCGCUGGCCGCCAUCCUCACCCGCCUCAGGGACAACAAAAAGCUGCUGAGGAUGAGAACCACCGUUGGCAUUGAUGGGGGGCUCUACAAAACACACCCCAGGUACGCCCAGCGGCUGCACAAGGUGCUGAGGAGGCUGGUGCCCACGUGCGACGUGCGGUUCGUGCUGUCGCGGAGCGGCAGCGGCCGCGGGGCCGCCACGGUCACGGCCGUGGCACUCAGGCUGGCAGCCCAGCGCCGCCGCCUCGACGCCGCCCUCGCCCCCUUGCUGCUGCCCCCCAGCACCCUGCAGCAGGUCAGGGACAGCAUGAGGGCUGAGCUGGAGUUCGGGCUGAAGAGGGAGGCGCAAGGCCAGGCCACGGUGAAGAUGCUGCCCACGUACGUGUGCGGGAUGCCGGAUGGGACAGAGAAAGGAAAGUUCCUUGCCCUUGACCUUGGUGGCACAAAUUUCAGGGUUCUGCUGGUCAAAAUCAAAAGCGGGAGAAGAAGAUCAGUGCAAAUGUACAACAAAAUCUUUGCCAUUCCUUUGGAGAUCAUGCAAGGGACAGGAGAAGAGCUCUUUGACCAUAUUGUCCAGUGCAUAGCAGACUUUCUGGAUUAUAUGGGGAUUAAAGGUGCUCGGCUUCCUCUGGGCUUCACCUUCUCCUUCCCCUGCAGGCAAACCAGCAUUGACAAGGGAACACUUGUGGGAUGGACAAAAGGAUUCAAGGCGACAGACUGUGAGGGGGAAGAUGUUGUUGAUAUGCUGAGAGAGGCCAUCAGGAGAAGAAAUGAGUUUGAUCUGGACAUUGUAGCUGUGGUGAAUGACACUGUGGGGACCAUGAUGACCUGUGGCUAUGAGGACCCAAACUGUGAGAUUGGCCUUAUUGCAGGAACAGGCACCAAUGUUUGCUACAUGGAGGACAUGAAAAACAUAGAAACAGUGGAAGGGAAUGAGGGAAAAAUGUGCAUUAAUACAGAAUGGGGAGCAUUUGGUGACAAUGGCUGCAUUGACCACAUCAGGACAAAAUAUGACAGAGAAGUAGAUGAAGGCUCCCUAAACCCAGGCAAACAGAGGUAUGAAAAAAUGACCAGUGGAAUGUACCUAGGUGAAAUAGUAAGGGAAAUUUUGAUUGACUUAACCAAACAAGGGCUGCUGUUCAGAGGACACAUUUCGGAAUCACUCAGGAAAAGAGGAAUAUUUGAAACAAAAUUCCUGUCUCAGAUUGAGAGUGACCGGCUGGCCCUGCUGCAGGUGCGGCGCGUCCUGCAGCACCUGGGGCUGGACAGCACCUGUGAGGACAGCAUCAUCGUCAAGGAGGUGUGUGCAGCCGUGUCCACCAGGGCUGCCCGGCUCUGCGGGGCAGGGCUGGCUGCUGUCGUGGAGAAGAGGAGACAGAACCGAGGUGUGGAGCGCCUGCAGAUCACUGUUGGGGUGGACGGGACUCUGUACAAGCUCCAUCCGCAUUUUUCCAGGAUCCUGCAGGAAACAGUGAAGGAGCUGGCCCCUCAGUGUGACGUGACUUUCAUGCUUUCUGAAGAUGGAAGUGGGAAGGGAGCUGCCCUCAUUACUGCAGUUGCAAAAAGGUUGCACAAUGUUGGACAGAAGUAGAAAGGAGAGGCCAAGGAACCCCAGCCCUGCCAGGCGUGUGCAGCAGGGGUUUGCUGGAUGGUGGUUCCACAAAGCUUUGCCUACACCAGCACAAAGGUAGCUUUUCUUGGGGAGCAGCUGGUUUUGACCAACCAGGAUUGUGGAUUUUUGGUAAUUUGGUGUUUCUGCUCCUCACUAGAAUUAUGUCUUGGCAUGGCACAGCUCUGUACUUCCUGCAGUGCAUCUCCAAUGCUCGUGGGAGAGUGAAAACAAAACAAAAUCAACCCAAAUGUGUCUUUUUACAACAUCUUAAUUAAGCUGCUGUACCACAACUGAGUUUAUCACCAGUUUCUUAGGAUUCUGUGCUUAGUUUUGCCUUGCCCUGGCUCGAAGAAUAUUGAGAUUCUGAUGUUGCAUCUCAUCUAGUGGAAUAUUUGUUCAAUGCUUCACAGGUUUUACAAUAAAUUUGGGGGUGAAAUAAAUGAAUGGACUGUGGUCAGUGAUGCUCUCCCUGCUGCUGCACUGGUUGCAAGUGUAAUACAACACUUCCCUGAGGACAGGAGGCAUGUUUAAUUGAUGAAUGUAAAGGAAAAAAAUGUGAUUCCACACAAGAUCAGUGUGUGCCAAAAUAUGUCAGGGCAUCUGAGUCACAUAAAGCUAAACCAAUGCUGCAUGGAUGCUGACUGUGAUCCUUUGGAUCCUGAAGGACACAGAGAAUGUAGAAGGAGCUACAGAGUUUGCAGUGUCUGUGUCAGGGCUAUACAGAGGGUAUCAAACAGGCCACCAAAACAGUGUGUAGAGGGGAAAAAGAAAUCACCUAAAUUUCUGAAAGUCUCCUCUUUGUUUUCCCUCUGUUAUCUUCUUGCACGUUCCUGAGAGAAUUGUUUCCAUUUUGUGCAAAGGACGUUUAUCCUUGGUUUUCAUUUCCUGUUGCCUGCCUGUUUGUAGUCUGUUUGUAAAUAAAUUUGUGUUGUUGUGA